Molecule: messenger RNA, 1752 nt
Organism: Magallana angulata
Lineage: Eukaryota; Metazoa; Mollusca; Bivalvia; Ostreida; Ostreidae
Exons: 2
Biological process (GO): proteasome-mediated ubiquitin-dependent protein catabolic process; protein polyubiquitination
Molecular function (GO): ubiquitin protein ligase activity; protein binding; zinc ion binding
Source: RefSeq, a predicted model, not a curated record
CUAGACAACGAAAAAUGCGUUAACGAUCAACUUCCAGACUCGCCAUGUUGUAAUAAGGAACUCAUAAAGUUUAGAAAGUGUCUGACCAUGGACCCUCCAUGUCAUACCUGUGAGCCACCGGUCCCAUCAUCUUUGUUCUGUGAGAUUUGUGACAAACAUCUGUGUUCUACCUGUUGUGGAGAACAUCUCUUAGAUGAGUCUACAGAACACAAAGUGGUGGUAUUUAAAAAGCGGAAAACGACAAUUAAAUGUAAAAAACAUUCAUCAAAAAUAUGUAAACUGUUCUGUGAACAAUGCAACAUUCCCAUUUGCCCACUUUGUACGGCCUCUAAGGAACACCAAACCCACAUUGUGGAUGGCAUUAUGAAAAGUCUAGUAAACAAGAAAACUGUCUUUCAGAAAGAUUUACAAGAGUUAGAAAGCUCCAUUUAUCCGAAAUAUCAAGAACUUGCAUCUAAAAUUCCAGUCCAGAAAGACAGUCGGAACAAGAACUCAGAGAAAGUUAAAGAAGCUAUCAACAUAUUUGGAGAAAAUCUGCACAAAGAUAUUGAUUACAUGAUCGAAAAACUGAAAUCUGAACUUAAUGAAUUGGACUCAAAAGAUCUGGAUCUCCUUAAUAAACAGGAGGAUCAAAUCACAAGAAUUAUAUCAGAAAUCAUUAAGAGCAUUGCUGAUUUAAAGAAAGUACGGAACUCUAAUGAUGCCAGUCUGAUCUCCUCUUACAAAUCAAGGAAUACUGAACUCAGAAAACUACCUCCUAAACUCUCAGUUUCUUUACCAAGAUUCACCUAUCGAAAGAUCAACAAAGAACAACUUUAUCAACAUUUAUGUUUAUUGUUAAUGUGUUCUAUUGAAAAAGAAGAAUCUGGCUAUAUUACUUAUUCUCCAAGAUCUGAGCUCUCUUUCCUGGACAGACCGUUCAUUGAAGUACCAUGGAUAAUCUCAGAGAUAAUGUCUGAAAAUCAAUAUUCAUUUUGCGGGUCCUGUUUGAAUGACGGUAAAAUAUGGAUUAGUGGCUCCGACACCUCAGGCAAGGGCAUUAUGAGCCUAUACGGACACCGUAGAGAAGUGAUGAAGUCAACCCAAACCAAGUCAGGGGAGUUGCCAGGUGACUUAGCAGUAACACAAAAUCGGGAACUACAUUAUACUGAUUACCAUGAUAAAACUGUUAACAUGGGAAGGUUUACACCGCCAAAUAGCAUAAUUGUAUUUCAGGGGUGGCGACCAAGGGGGCUCUGUGUUACCCCUUCUAGUGAGCUUCUUGUUGUCAUUGACAGUGACGAAUCAUGUACUGAAAAACAAACAAAAGUUGUGCGAUAUUCUAACUUAUGUAUAGAGACACAAUCUAUUCAAUACGAUGACGAAGGCAAAGCUCUAUUCUCACCAGGUGGUCAACCUAAAUUUAUCAGUGAGAACAGGAACCUAGAUAUCUGUGUAUCUGACUCUGAGGCACAUGCGAUAGUUGUUGUCAAUCAAGUUGGGAAACUCCGAUUUACGUACACUGGUCAUCCCUCAAUCAACAAAAAACCAUUCUAUCCACACGGCAUCACAACAGACAGCCAGUGUCGUAUUCUGACAACAGACUAUAACAACCACCUUAUCCACAUCUUGGACCAGAACGGACAGUUCCUCCGCUUCAUUGACAACUGUGAUUUACGGUAUCCAUACGGUCUAUGUUUAGAUUACAGAGGAAACCUUUUUGUGGUUGAAUGUUUGAGAUCUAUGGUGAAGAAAAUUCAAUAUUGCAAGUAA